This is a messenger RNA of Cyclospora cayetanensis, 228 nucleotides long. RefSeq names its product ATP synthase subunit epsilon, mitochondrial. NCBI's taxonomy places the organism in Eukaryota, Apicomplexa, Conoidasida, Eucoccidiorida, Eimeriidae. The record is from RefSeq and is a predicted model, not a curated record. Gene Ontology annotation, cellular component: mitochondrial inner membrane. The coding region runs from base 1 to 228 and encodes 75 amino acids. Gene Ontology annotation, biological process: proton motive force-driven mitochondrial ATP synthesis. The transcript is spliced from 3 exons. Gene Ontology annotation, molecular function: proton-transporting ATP synthase activity, rotational mechanism.
AUGAUGUGGAGGGCAUGCGGCAUCAGCUACGCCAGAUACACCGCGGAGAUGGCGGAACUUCUAAGAAAAUGCCUGAAGGAACCUUACAGGACGCAGUUGCAGAACAAGAACCACAUGCACGUCAGGGAGGCCGUGUACAAGCAGGGAACGGUUGUGUCCAGGGAGACGUACGACAAACUCAAGGCUGCGUUUGAGGCUUGCGAAGUUGCAGCAAAAAAGGCCGAGUAG